Messenger RNA from Coregonus clupeaformis (lake whitefish), 1059 nucleotides. Its product is annotated as A-kinase anchor protein 12-like. The record is from RefSeq and is a predicted model, not a curated record. Lineage: Eukaryota; Metazoa; Chordata; Actinopteri; Salmoniformes; Salmonidae. Gene Ontology annotation, cellular component: cytoplasm. Gene Ontology annotation, biological process: signal transduction; regulation of protein kinase C signaling. Gene Ontology annotation, molecular function: protein kinase A binding.
AUGGCUGAGACAUCCAAUGUCCCAGAACUCAAUAAGAAUGAGGAGCCAAAGAAAAGUGAUGGGGAGCAUGUACUAGAAAAUAGCACAGAAGAGCCCAAAAAGAAGGUCGAUAUAUCUGUUUCUUGGGAGGCUCUCCUAUGUGGAUCUGCAAAGAGGAGGGGCAGAAAAACAUCUGACUCAGAGGAAGAAAAACUGCAGUCGCCAGUGGACAGUUCUCAGGAGAGAGGUUAUGAACAUUGUAUCUCUUCCCCUGAGCAAGCUGGAAGUCCCUCAGGGAGUGAAGGGAGGUCUACAUGGAAAUACCGUAAGCUGAUCACCUCAAAUAAGAAGGCAAAAACCAAGGAGGCAGGCAAAGUUAGCUCACCAGAGCAGAUGCAAUGUGGCAGCGAAAUCACCAAAGAGGAGUCUUCUUUUUCUCUAAAGAAACUCAUCCCUGGACGCAAAAAGAGAAAGCAUGGAGAAAAGCAGGAACCAAUAUCUUCUGACGAGGCAGAUAAGGGUCUUGGAUCAGAUGAUGAGGAGGACUCUGAAACGCCAGCAGUGGUCCCCAUGUCAGAGUUUGAUGCAGAAGAGCUAGGAGAGAAACACAACAUAUCAACUGAGGCUGUUAUAGAAACUCUACUAAACAUAACAGAAGAAGAAACUCAGCCAGACGUCUCUAGUCUGGUCACCGAAUUGGCCAUACCCAAAGACACCCUGCCCACUGAAGCAGAGAAGGCUCAAGACAAAUAUACUGUGGAACAGUUGGCCCCAUCAACAUCCCCCACUGCUAUGGAAGACUUUGAGGACCUUACGGAAUUCAUAAGUAAACAUCAGCAACUCAGUGAUAUACCUGAGGAAGGCUUAAUAAAGGAGACCAUUGCCACACAAGUGUCCACUGCUGAAGAAGCCACUCGAGACGAUACCAUUGCCGAGGACCUAAUAGAGUUGACAUCUGAAGCCGUCACUGCCCCAGAACCUCUAGAUGAAGAAACAACAGAAAUGGUUUCAGCAGUAUCACAGCUGACAGAUGAGUCCACCAAAACAUCAGGCAGCACAACACCUGUCCCACUAGAAUAA